Messenger RNA from Diospyros lotus (date-plum), 1503 nucleotides. RefSeq names its product hexose carrier protein HEX6-like. Lineage: Eukaryota; Viridiplantae; Streptophyta; Magnoliopsida; Ericales; Ebenaceae. The annotation marks the transcript as partial. The transcript is spliced from 3 exons. The record is from RefSeq and is a predicted model, not a curated record. Gene Ontology annotation, molecular function: monosaccharide transmembrane transporter activity. Gene Ontology annotation, cellular component: membrane. Gene Ontology annotation, biological process: monosaccharide transmembrane transport.
UCUUCUCAAUCUAAUGAAUGGGGAGUCUGCUUUAAGACCGUCCGCCCUGUCUGUCUCCCUCUCUCUGUGGCUGUGGCAAUGGCAAUGGCGAGGAAAAGCCAGAUUGGGGAACAGUACAACGGAAGGGUGACCACAAUUGUUGUUUUGUCUUGCGUGAUAGCUGCUGCUGGGGGACUAAUCUUCGGAUACGACAUCGGAAUUACAGGUGGAGUGACUUCCAUGGAGCCAUUUCUGAAGAAAUUCUUCCCAGGAGUCUAUACCAAGAUGGAAGAGGACACCAACAUCAGCAACUACUGCAAAUUUGACAGCCAAUUGCUGACAUUAUUCACAUCCUCCCACUAUGUGGCUGGCCUCAUUGCUUCCUUCUUUGCAUCGUAUGUCACCAAAUCCUAUGGCCGCAAGCCAGCAAUCCUCGCCGGAGGGGCUGCAUUCCUUGCUGGUUCCGCCCUCACUGGUGCAGCCCUGAAUGUCUACAUGCUCAUAUUUGGCCGUGUGUUGCUUGGUUUAGGUGUUGGCUUCACGAACCAGUCUGUGCCAAUGUACCUCUCUGAAAUGGCUCCACCAAGACACAGAGGAGCUAUCAGUAAUGGCUUCCAUUUUAGUGUUGGCAUUGGCGUCCUGAUGGCGAACCUUAUCAACUAUGGCACCGAGAAGAUCAAAGGCGGAUGGGGCUGGAGAAUCUCCCUUGCCAUGGCAGCUUUCCCUGCUUCAGUUCUCACUCUAGGAGCCCUCUUCCUCCCAGAAACUCCCAACAGCCUAAUCCAGCAAUGCAAUGAUCACCAAAAGGCGAAGCUGAUGCUGCAGCGAGUCAGGAGCACUGAAGAAGUCCAAGCUGAAUUCAAUGAUCUGAUAAAAGCAAGUGAGAUAUCGAAAACCAUCGAGCAUCCAUUCAAGAAAAUCAUACAAAGAAAAUACAGGCCUCAAUUGUUGUUUUUUGUGAAGCGGCAGCGUUUUGGCAAAGGCAGGAAGGCCUUUUGGCAACCCCUAUGGCUGCCCAAAACGGCAGCGUUUUGGGCUCUGGGUAGAGGGCCAAAACGGCAACCGUCUUGCCGUUUCACUUGGCGUGCUGAACCUUGUCUUUUAGCCUGCCUCCUCUCCGAUUGUCGAUGCUCUACUUCACCUUUAUACGAUGCAAUCUGCACUGUUUGAAUCUCCUUUAUAUCUGCUACAGUCGCCUCGGGAUGCGAAGGAAGACGGCCUCCGAUUAUCUACUGCAAUUAGGGUUUGUUUUAUCAUUCUCUUUCUUUCAUUCUCUCUGGAUAGAUGUUUUGUUUGUUUUUCGUUCUCUAAGUUGUAAGCCUCUGAUCUUAGAUUGUGAUUAUGGGGCUUAGUUAAUAUCUGAGAGAUCGUUCUGUACAGUGAGAUUGGAGAGUGGUUUUUGUUUGUUAUCGGUGGCUGUAAAUGCUUUUAUCCCUAUUGUGCAGUGAACUCCCUUUGCCGGAGCUCAACGUGAACGUAGCCCUCUUUAACGGGUGAACCACAGUAAAUCGUUUGUGUUUAUGU